CUGCUUUUGAAAUACUCAUGCAAGAGGUGUUUCUGUGUGCCUGUAUUGCAGCCCUCGGUGUCUCAGGAUUCAUGUGAAUUAUUUAGAGAGAUUCUUUGUGUGGAAUGAGGCCGAUGAGCGGUUCUGGUUUCACACGCAGCCUGUAGAAUAACAUCACGGUUUCCUCGCAACUCGUCUGUUUUGCCAAAGUCACAUCCUGCUUUUGUUCUACUUAUACAGAUAUCCUGCUUCAUUAGGCUCGAGCUGAUACUGUGGUGCUGAUUACGCAUGUCUGCACUCACCAUUUACAUUACAGUAGAAAGAAAACAUUAUUAUCAGCUGGGAUCAUUCACUUGUUACUCAACAGAAGGAAGCAGUAGCUCAGGGCUCAUUUCUUUUUGUUGAUGGUGAGUUUGCUUAUGAUCGGCAUCGCCGCCUGGGGCAAGUGUUUUGGGUUGGUGUCGAGCUUCCAGGUGGUGGGUGGCAUCAUCGGAGUGGGGGUCUUCCUCUUCUUCGUUGCCCUCGCUGGACUUAUUGGUGCCAUGAAGCACCACCAGGUUCUGCUGUUCUUUUACAUGAUCAUCCUGUUCCUGGUGUUUGUAGUUCAGUUUUCGGUGUCCAGUGCGUGUCUGGCUAUCAAUGAGGAGCAACAGAAUCACCUGUUGGAGGUGGGCUGGAAUAACUCUCUGACCACUCAGAGAGACGUGGAGAAGAGUCUGAACUGCUGUGGUUUCUCUCACAUGGAUGUCAAUGGAAGCUGCGCUGCUCCCUGCUUUCAUUACAGCACUUGCACCACGUGUGCAGCAAAGAUCCAGGAGCACGCCGGCGAGGUGCUGCGCUUUGUCGGAGGGAUUGGCCUCUUCUUCAGCUUCACCGAGAUCCUGGGAGUUUGGCUGACAUACAGGUACAGAAACCAAAAAGACCCACGGGCAAAUCCCAGCGCCUUCCUGUAGGUUCGAUUCUUAUGAUGAAUUCGUCGUCUGACCACUGAAUUUCUCACUGGAGCUGUUAAAGAGAGUGUGCGUUUGCUUUUACUGAAGAGGAGACCAGCCUGCGUGUUCUUGCUGCUAUAUAUUAAUAUGUGCUUGAUUUUUCAAGAGUACAGUGUGACAGCACUGUACUGUAUGUUAUGAGGCUGUACUCAUGCUUGAAGAAUUCCUCUCGAUGAAAGAACAGAACACCAAAUGUCAGUAUGCAGUACUUACACUAAUGGGCUAAACAACAAAGACCACUCCAUUUUAUGUUACCGAUUUUAUUUUACAGGUGAGGUCAAAAUUGUACAUACAGCUUUCAGAAUCUGCAAAAUGUUAAUUGUUUUACCAAAAUAAGAGGAAUUGUGUAUGUUUUUUUUUUUAUUUAGUACUGACCUGAAGAAAAUAUUUCACAUAAGAUGCUUACAUAUAGUCCACAAGAGAAAAUAAUAGUUGAAUUUAUAAAAAUGACCCGAACAUGUCCUGAACAGUUUAACUGUCCGCUGUUCUUCAGAAAAGUCCUUCAGGUCCUACAAAUUCUUUGCUUUUUCAGCAUUUUUGUGUAUUUGAACCCUUUCCAGCAAUGACUGUAUGAUUUUGAGAUCCAUCUUUUCACACUGAGGACAACUGAGGGACUCAUAUGCAACUAUUACAGAAGGUUCAAACGCUCAGUGAUGAUUCAGAAGGGAAAACAAUGCAUUAAAAGCCAGGGGGUGAAAACUUUUGAACAGAAUGAAGAUUUGUACAUUUUUCUUAUUUUGCCUAAAUAUCAUAUAUUUUUUCAUUUAGUACUGUCUUUCAGAAGCUACAGAAGAUACUUACAUGUUUCCCAGAAGACAAAAUAAGUUAAAAGAAUUCAAGAAGUUUUCACCGCCUGCUCUUAAUGCAUCGUGUUUCCUUCAGGAGCAUCAGUGAGUGUUUGAACUUUCUGUAAUAGUUGCAUGUGAGUCCCUCAGUUGUCUUCAGUGUGAAAAGAUAGAUUUCAAAAUCUUGCAGUCAUGGUAGGAAACUUGUGGGACUUAAAGGAUUUUUCUAAAGAACAGCGGGCAAUUUAUACAACACAGUAUUAAGAAUCAAGCAUAUGUAAACUUUUGAACAGGGUCAUUAUUAUAAAUUCAACAAUUAUUUUCUCUUGUGGACUAUAUGUAAACAUCUUUUAUGUGACUUAUUUAUCUUAUUCAGCUUAGUGCUAAAUAAAAAACAUUUUGUAUGAUCACUCCUAUUUUGGAGAAAUAAUUAACAUUUUCCAGAUUCUGCAAGGUGUAUGUAAACUUUUGACCUCAACUGUAUGUGGUAGAAAACAUUAACAGAAAAUGAGCUGCUGUGAUCAAAACAGUGUGCAGUGUGUGAGCAUGACACUAUUUAUGUUGACAGUUUGUAUAUGCUGACAAUAUCAAAAUGCAUCCAUAUCGAUUUCACUUCAGUUUCUUAUAUUAAAUGCACAUGUUAUCAUUUAGCACAAAGGAUUAAAACUAGAAAUGCUCAGAAUGCAAUAAAGUUGGACUUUACUAAUUAGUAUGAAAAUGCAAUUAAGUAAAAAAUGUUUUCUUGAGCACUGAUCUCAGAUUUCACAUUACAUAUUUAUCUGCUUGUUUUAUUUUCCAUUACGUGUGUUAGUUUACUGACUUGAUUUUGUGUAUCCUUUUGGCUUCUUGCAUGAAUUCCUCAUUGAAAUGUACAUCUAUAUCCACUGGUUCUGUGAACUACGCUCUCAAGCAUUUGAAAUCAGAAAAAAAUAAUAAAGACUCUGAGGACACAAUA
Molecule: messenger RNA, 2711 nt
Organism: Labeo rohita (rohu)
Lineage: Eukaryota; Metazoa; Chordata; Actinopteri; Cypriniformes; Cyprinidae
Gene: tspan13b
Product: tetraspanin 13b
Exons: 6
Coding region: 384-932 (182 amino acids)
Cellular component (GO): membrane
Source: RefSeq, a predicted model, not a curated record